AUGGACGGCGCGCGACGCGGCAGGGCGCGCGAGGAGCUCGUGAGCGGCUACGCGAUGGACUUCAGCUCCAGCUUCCACCGGCCGAAGCGCGCGCGCGCGGAGGACCCUCCCAGCGACGGCGAGCGCAAGGAGAACGACGUGUUCCCGGACUCUACCCCGGGUAGAACAGACAACGCUCUCGGCGACUUAAUGCGGAUGACGUCAACGGCAACUGCAGCCACUUCGGCGAUUGCGGCAUCAAGUCCGUGGCGACUACCGAGGAAUCAGACGCUGGAAGAUACGCAGCGAUACCUGAACGAGCAGCUGCAGCACGUGGUGGCGCUCUCCGGCAGCGCCGCCGACAGCGGCAACGCCAACGGCACGCGCCGGUUCCUGGCCCAGCAGCAGCGCGUGCAGGACGACGUGGACCGCGUCUGCUCGCUGGAGCUGGGCAAGCUCUGCGCGCUGCUGCAGGCGGACAGCAACCAGCAGUCGGAACAGCAGCAGGAGGCGGAGACGGGCGUGCGCGAGCUGCUGGACCUCGUGAGCUACCUGCUCUACGUGCGCGACCGGGAGCUGGAGCACCAGAACCGGCUGAGCGAGAGCUUGGGCAGGACGGAGAAGCUGCUGGAGAGGAGGAACCAGAUCGUGCAGACGCUGACGGCGGACCUCGAGACGCUCAAGCAGAACAGCGCGCAGAAGGAGAACGUGUUCAAGGCCAAGGAGCAGGCGCUGCUGGGCGAGAGGAAGACGCUGCAGACGGAGAAGAAGGCGCUCGAGGUCAACUGCGCGAGACUGCAAGGUGUGGAGACGGCGUACAAGGCGCAGCUGAGGAGGAAAGAUGUCGACUACGCGCGUCUGAAGAAGAGUCUGCAGGAUGCGGUUGCACGCGCUGCGAAGGAGAAAAGAGCUUGUGUUGCCCAGGGUAUGGCGAUAGCGAAGACGUUGAAUGGGCCUCGAGAGCGGAAGCAGGUGGCAACAACCAACCAGUCAAAGGAGAGCAAGCUGACGAAGCAGAUUAUGGACAACCUCGAGCGGAAGAAGGCCGAGUUGCUCUUUGACAACGAAGCGCUGGCGAAGAGUUACGAUGUGCUGCAGCAUCACUUGGAAUCGCUGACGUCGCAGUACAAGAAAGCGGUGCAGCUCUUUCUCGCUCAGAAAAAUCUGGAAGGCGAUGCCGAGGAGCUGGAGAAGUUGGCCAGUGCCCCGAUCGAUGAUUUCACGCCAACGCCGUUCAAUAUGGCAACAAAAGAAGGAAUCCCACAGUAUAUCUCAGAGUCCAUGGCAGCUCUGGACGAAAAGCUGAAGCAGCUCGAGCAUGUUAUCCGCAACGAACUGCCAUCGGCUGAGGCCCGCAGCGACAAAGAGGUGAUCAAGCGACUGCGGCAGAAGCUGGAUGACGCACACGCCAUUAUCAACGAGCAAGAUCAGCUACUUCAAGCUUCGCUGUCGUCGUCCGCAUUCGAUGUACGAGCUGGUGGUGGAAACCAAAAGAUUGAAAUGAAUCGCGAUAGACCGAAGGCGCGUGUUGCUCGCGCAGCUGGAACCAGGAGUUCCCCCGAUGCAGACGCCGAGGAGGACGUGGAGCAACAGAAGAGUGCGCUGACUGUGCUGCGAGAAAAUCUUGAAAAGGAGCGGAGGUUGUUGCAGGAGCAAGCAGUAAAGCUGGAUAAUGACCGCUUGGAGUUCGAGCGGUUGGAUCUAGGUGGACCGGACUCGCCCUUUGACAUCCCAGUCUCUGCCACUCCUGGAACGGCGGCUCUGCUCAAGAAGAUCGGGAUCAACGUGCCGACUGAAAAGUGA
Molecule: messenger RNA, 1782 nt
Organism: Phytophthora sojae
Lineage: Eukaryota; Oomycota; Peronosporomycetes; Peronosporales; Peronosporaceae
Exons: 6
Coding region: 1-1782 (593 amino acids)
Source: RefSeq, a predicted model, not a curated record